AUGGCGCCAUCUCUGGAAGAGCCCAUUGCUCUUUCGACACCGCCAGCACUGGACACUGUUGUUGUGCCCAAGACCGCCAUCAACUCCGUCAAGCCAAUUGCCGGCGACAACAAGUUUGGCUACGUGCCCGGACGGACCAUCGUCGAAAACCACGACAACUACCAACACGAAGACUUCCUGCCAUCUUUCCCGGACGUGCACUGGGUGCCCAUCGAGCCACACUCGUAUGAGGAUCGUGGCCUUCGAGGAGACCCAAACUUCCGCAAUCUGCUCCAGGACGCCACCGCGGUCUUCGACUACAACCCCAAGAUAGGAACCGAGAUACAUGGGGUCGACCUGGCCACUCUGACCGAUGCACAGAAGGAUGACCUCGCCCGCUUGAUUGCCUACCGAGGCGUCGUCUUCUUCCGGUCCCAAAAGAACUUUGAUAUCGAGGCCCAGCGGGCACUCGGGAGGCACUUUGGCAAGUUGCACAAGCACGCAACCACCGCCGUGCCAAAGAGAGGCGAUCUGCAAGACGUUCACGUCGUCUACACUGGUGACAACUCGGGCGACAACCGUGCCUUGUUUAGCCCGAGUUUCCUCUGGCAUUCAGACGUCACCUACGAGAUUCAGCCUCCAUCCUACACAUCGCUGAAGCUUCUCACUGGCCCACCCAGUGGUGGUGGCGGUGACACCCUCUGGUCCUCGCAAUACGCCGCCUACGAUGUCCUAUCUCCUUUCAUGCAAAACUACCUCAAGAAUCUGUCGGCUCUGCACUCCGCCGACAUGCAAGCCAACGACUCCCGAGCUAUCGGCCGGCCCGUCCGCCGUGAUCCGGUCACCACAAAGCACCCUUUGAUCCGAACAAAUCCCGUCACCGGCUGGAAUGCCCUCUUCUUCAACCCCGGCUUCGUGACCAAGAUUGUCGGGAUCCCCAAAGCUGAGAGCGACGCCAUUGUCAAAUACCUCACAGACGUGGUCGCCACUACACAAGAGAUGCAUGCGCGGUUCUCCUGGGGCAAGGACGACGUUGCUCUGUGGGAUAAUCGGACAACGACCCAUUCUGCCUCUUACGGCUUCACACCCCACCGACGGCACGCCGUUCGUGUCGCAUGCCACGCUGAGCGUCCCGUGCUGGAGGACUCUGGAAAAUCGCAAGAGGAGGAGCUCAAUGCCUUGUAUGGACUGCCGGCAGUGGACAAGGACGGAUCGCGACAGUCAAACUACAACGACUGA
This is a messenger RNA of Penicillium argentinense, 1218 nucleotides long. RefSeq names its product TauD/TfdA dioxygenase family protein. Lineage: Eukaryota; Fungi; Ascomycota; Eurotiomycetes; Eurotiales; Aspergillaceae. Gene Ontology annotation, cellular component: cytoplasm. Gene Ontology annotation, molecular function: 2-oxoglutarate-dependent dioxygenase activity. Bases 1 to 1218 code for a protein of 405 amino acids. The transcript has 4 exons. The record is from RefSeq and is a predicted model, not a curated record.